Messenger RNA from Aureobasidium musti, 798 nucleotides. The record is from the annotation of a GenBank genome assembly. NCBI's taxonomy places the organism in Eukaryota, Fungi, Ascomycota, Dothideomycetes, Dothideales, Saccotheciaceae.
AUGUCAUCUAACACCACCUGUAUGUCGACCGCUAGCAUCAGCCGAAACGCCGACUUCGACACUACCGUCACGUCAGGCACCAAAUCUCACAAGAUCUUGCGCUUUUCCGAGUAUCGUUACAGCUGCUUCGACGAUGUCAUAUUGCACUUCGAUGGAAUCUCGAGGCUAGUCAGCAAACAUGUUUUGGUGCAGUCUUCUCCCAUCUUCGCCACUGCCUUCAAGGACAGCUCCGAGAAUGACAAACCUCCACAGUUCACUAUCGAAAAGUACUCGAAGGAUGCCGUAUUUACACUACUCCACCACAUCCACGACGAGGGCGGCUACUAUAGUAGAUUGCCUAGAUUGUGGUCAAAGAUGCCAGAAGAGUCUAUGAUUGAUGCUUGGGGAGAAUUGCGUAACUACUUUGAGGUCUUUCUCAUGGCAAACGAGUAUGGUGUCGAGUCACUGAGAUCGCAAGCUCAGGCAAACAUCAUGGCUAUCAGGAAACGCGCCUGGAAACUUGAGGACACCCUCAUCGUCAGCACAAUACUCAAUGAAGUUGUCAAUAUCUACAACAAUGCCUGCGACCUAGACUCAAGUAUGCUGCAUGAGUUGGCAUCGCAGUGUCUUGAGCAUGAGUGCAAAAAAGAACGCAACCAUUUCUGGAUGUUUGGGAAAUACGAUGGGAUAUGGGCUGCUGAGAUAAAAGGGUUUGAGAAACUGGUGGCCAAGUUGAAUGAGCUUGACGAGGGUUUGGUUCCUAAGCCAUGGAAGUCGUGUGUACUACCUCGCAGUGGUACACCGCCUUUGGUCUUCUAA